Messenger RNA from Lodderomyces parapsilosis, 501 nucleotides. RefSeq lists its product as uncharacterized. Bases 1 to 501 code for a protein of 166 amino acids. The record is from RefSeq and is a predicted model, not a curated record. Lineage: Eukaryota; Fungi; Ascomycota; Pichiomycetes; Serinales; Debaryomycetaceae. The transcript has a single exon.
AUGUUUAGACAAAUCCUCAGAUCUAAAAUCGCCAAAGCCAUCCCAACACAGUCAACAGCUUUAGUCACCCCAACUAGAGCAUACUUGACAUUCCCCAAAUCACUCCCCACUUUCCCCCAGGAUUUCUUUGAUCACGAUUGGUUUAAUGAUUCAUCAAUCACCAAUUACUUCAAGACCAAGCAAACACCAGAACUGUAUCAAUUCACAAUCACCGAUCCAAAUAUUAAGAAUAAAGAUGUCAAGAUUGAUUUUUGUAAACCUGAUAAUGCAUUGUUGGUGUCAGUUAAUCAAAAUUUGAAUGAACAAGGUAAACAUAGUCAAUCUAAGUUUGCUAGUGUUUUCACCAACAAGUAUGUGUUUGAUAAACCAGUUGAUUAUAACGAUAUUAAAGCUGAUCACGAUGCCAAGACUGGAGAAGUGAUUAUUACUGUUCCCAAGUUGGAAAAAGAUGAUGAAAAUUUGGUGAAUAUUAAGUUGAACCAUUCGUCAACUAAGGCAUAG